Molecule: messenger RNA, 2406 nt
Organism: Salvelinus namaycush (lake trout)
Lineage: Eukaryota; Metazoa; Chordata; Actinopteri; Salmoniformes; Salmonidae
Gene: ogdhb
Product: oxoglutarate dehydrogenase b
Biological process (GO): tricarboxylic acid cycle
Cellular component (GO): mitochondrion; oxoglutarate dehydrogenase complex
Molecular function (GO): oxoglutarate dehydrogenase (succinyl-transferring) activity; thiamine pyrophosphate binding
Source: RefSeq, a predicted model, not a curated record
AUGGCAUACUGUCAGUCUAUUGGGGUAGAGUUCAUGUUCAUUAAUGACCUGGAGCAGUGCCAGUGGAUCAGACAGAAGUUUGAGAGGCCAGGUGUCAUGCAGUUUACCCUGGAGGAGAAGAGGACCUUGCUGACCAGAAUGGUUCGAUCCACCAAGUUCAAGGAGUUCCUCCAGAGGAAGUGGUCAUCAGAGAAGCGUUUUGGUCUGGAGGGCUGUGAGUCUCUCAUCCCGGCCCUGAAGACCAUCAUCGACAAGUCCAGCAUGAACGGAGUAGAGAGCAUCAUCAUGGGCAUGCCCCACAGGUACUGUUACCAUGGAAAUGUGAAUGUGUUGGCCAAUGUGAUCCGUAAGAAGCUGGAUCAGAUCUUCUGUCAGUUUGACUCCAAGCUGGAAGCUGCUGAUGAGGGUUCUGGAGAUGUGAAGUACCAUUUGGGGAUGUGGCACCGUAGGAUCAACUGGGUCACUGAUAGGAACAUCCCACUGUCACUCAUGGCUAACCCCUCCCAUCUGGAGGCUGUGGACCCCGUGGUGCAGGGCAAGAACAAGGCUGAGCAGUUCUACUGUGGAGACACAGAGGGAAAAAUAGUGAUGUCCAUCCUGCUCCAUGGUGAUGCAGCGUUUGCAGGCCAGGGGGUUGUCUACGAGACCUUCCACCUCUCUGACCUGCCCUCCUACACCACCCACUGCACUGUCCAUGUGGUGGUCAACAACCAGAUUGGUUUCACAACCGACUCCAGGGUGGCGAGGUCAUCAUCCUACCCUACAGACGUGGCCAAGGUGGUCAAUGCCCCCAUCUUCCACGUCAACGCUGAUGACCCCGAGGCCGUCAUGUACGUGUGUAACGUCGCCGCCGAGUGGAGAGCCACCUAUCACAAGGACGUGGUGGUAGACUUGAUGUGUUACAGGCGUAACGGCCACAAUGAGAUGGAUGAUCCCAUGUUCACUCAGCCUCUGAUGUACAAGCAGAUCAAGAAGCAGAAAGGAGUCCUCCAGAAAUACUCUGAGAAACUCCUAGCAGAGAGAGCAGUCAGCAGACUGGACUAUGAGGAGAUAGCCAAGUAUGACAAGAUCUGUGAGGAGGCUCACGCUCGCUCUAAAGACGAGAAGAUUCUACACAUCAAACACUGGCUGGACUCUCCCUGGCCCGGUCAGUGUUUUUUCAGUGUGGACGGCCAGCCUAAGAGUAUGACCAGUCUGUCUACAGGCCUGCCUGAGGAGGAGCUGGUACACAUAGGAUACAUCGCUUCAUCUGUACCUGUGGAAGACUUCACCAUAAACAGAGUUUUGAGUCGUAUACUAACGGGUCGUGUGGCGAUGGUAGGCCAGCGUGUGUGUGACUGGGCUCUAGGAGAGUACAUGGCCUUUGGUUCACUGCUCAAGGAGGGGACACGCAUACGUCUCAGUGGACAGGACGUAGAGAGAGGAACCUUCAGCUCAAUCAGUACUUCACACCAUGUCCUGCAUGACCAGAAGAUUGAUAGGAGGAUCUGUAUCCCCAUGAACCACAUCUCUCCUAACCAGGCUCCAUACACCGUCUGCAACAGCUCUCUGUCGGAGUAUGGAGUACUGGGAUUUGAGCUGGGUUUUGCCAUGGCCAGUCCCAAUGCAUUGUUUAUCUCUGUCUCUCUAAAUGUCGGUGUCCGUUUGGGAAGUUAUCUGAUGACACAAAUGAACAAUAAACGACGUAUCCCAUGAUUCUUCACUCAGGGACCAGAGCACUCCUCGGCCCGACCAGAGAGGUUCCUGCAGAUGUGUAACGAAGAUACCUACCCUAUAUUCUCUACUGAGGAGUUUGCAGUGCGUCAGCUGUAUGACUGUAACUGGAUCAUAGUCAACUGUUCUAUUCCAGCUAACUACUUCCACGUCCCCCGUAGACAAACACUACAACCCUUCAGGAAGUCUUCUCUGCUGCGCCACCCAGAGGCCAAGUCUCUGCUGCGCCACCCAGAGGCCAAGUCCAGCUUUGAUGACAUGCUGCCAGGUACCCACUUCCAGCGUCUGAUCCCAGACAGUGGUCCUGUGUGUGAGAACCCAAAGGGGGUGAAAAGGAUUGUGUUCUGUACUGAGGUCUACUAUGAACUGACCCGAGAACGCAACAACAGAGGCAAUGAUGAUACUGUGGCCAUUGCGCACAUAGAGCAGCUCUCUCCGUUUCCGUUUGACCAGGUGAAAGUGGAGACAGAUCGUUAUCCUAACGCUGACCUGGUGUGGUUCCAGGAAGAACACAAGAACCAGGCUUACUAUGACUAUGUCAAACCCCGCCUACGAACCAACAGACCCGUUUGGUAUGCUGGUCGUGGGCCAGCAGCAGCUCCAGCUACGGGGAACAAAGCAGCUCACCUGGUGGAAUUACAACGUUUCCUAGAUACAGCUUUUAACCUGGAUGCAUUUACUGAACAGUCCUAA